GUUUGUAUUGGUGCCUCCAACAAGCUCAAGCCAGAACUGUGCACUCACUGAAAAAAAAGGUACAAAACCAACAGCGGUCUUUUCAGCUAGCCUGACACUGCCUAGGUGGUUCUUUGUGCAUCUGCAUCACAGACCUCUUCAGGUUCACCAGCAAACCCAACUUACACGUAAAGGAUCAGUGGCCAUUGAAAAGGCUCAUUAUGGAAGGCACCAGAAGACGCAUUUUGCAGCUAAUGGUGAUGGGCAUUUUGCUGGGUGCGAACGUCUCAGGAUACAGGGCCAUCCAGACCCCUGACUAUGAUGACACCUCCAUGCCUGAGAUCCUGAACCCUUCCUGGAUGGCCACCAUCCCCGACAUCUACUCCCUAUCAGAUGUGACAAUGCCCGGCACACACAACACCAUGGCCCUGUAUGGUGGCUCACUCGCAGAAUGCAACUCCUGGUCCCUUGCCCUCCAGCUGCGCGCUGGAAUCCGCUUUCUGGAUAUCCGUGUUCGGCAUGCUAAAGGCAACUUGACCAUCCACCAUGGCAUCUCAUAUCAGUAUGCUCACUUUGGGGACGUGUUAAUGGAGGUGGUGGCUUUCCUAAGGGAGUUUCCUUCAGAAACCGUGUUGAUGAGGCUGAAAGAGGAGUUGAGCAACACGCAGGAUAUUUACGGUGCAGUGGUGCGCUAUAUUAAUGAGUAUGCACACUGGGACCUGCUGUGGCACAGCCAUGAGAUGCCCAGCAUGGGGGAGGCACGAGGAAAGCUGAUCGUACUGCAAGACUUCACUGGCCCUGACUUGGGAAUACGCUACAACUCACUGGCCAUAGCAGAUGACUGGAAGGUGUCCUCUCUGCAGCUGGAGGAAGUGGAGAAGAAAUGGAGAAGUGUCUCCACUCAUCUGGAGGCGGCUGCGGUUGGUAACAAAAACCGAAUGUUCCUCACCUACAGCAGCGGUGCCAGUAUCCUGGCACAUCCCAAUGCCCUGGCCCGUCUAAUAAACCCCCGCCUGCACGGAUAUCUGACAGGCUAUGUCGGUCAAAGGAAGCGGUUUGGUAUUGUAACAAUGGACUUUCCUGGUUCUAAGUUAGUGCAAACUAUUAUAGGUUUCAAUUAUUGAGAGACAACAUCAGGAUGUCAGGACAAAUACACCUGGAACUCACUAAAAUACUUCAUUAAAUUGACACAAAUCCCAGGUAUAACUCUGACUCAAAUUACCCAUACUCUUGAAAUCUCCAUAACCGUGACAGAAUUUUGGAAUAUCUGACUUAAUAAAGCACUUUGAAAAAUUUCUGUCAUAACACCAUGUCAUGACAAAAUUUUAAAUAAAAUGCUCUCCUGCCA
Molecule: messenger RNA, 1327 nt
Organism: Carassius carassius (crucian carp)
Lineage: Eukaryota; Metazoa; Chordata; Actinopteri; Cypriniformes; Cyprinidae
Exons: 4
Coding region: 201-1103 (300 amino acids)
Biological process (GO): lipid metabolic process
Molecular function (GO): phosphoric diester hydrolase activity
Source: RefSeq, a predicted model, not a curated record